AUGCUGCUUCUGUCACCCGUCGUCCUCGGAGCGGCCUCCGUUGUCCUCACCCUUGUCUACCUCGCCCGCUGUGUUUCUUCCCCGUUAUGGAGACUGCCCGGCCCGAGGGCAUCCGCCUUCACCUCCUUACUUCUGAAAUGGCAUGAGUGGCACGCCCAAAGGACCAAGUAUAUACACCGCCUCCACGAGGAAUACGGCCCCGUCGUCCGUAUAGCGCCGAACGAGGUGGCUUUUACCUCCUACGAUGCUGUCAAGGAGAUAUACUGUUCUGGGGGCAGCGGGUAUGACAAGACGGAGUUCUAUAACCUAUUCAGACACGCCAAGCGUAAGAGAAUCAUCGCAGACCGCUACGCCAACAGCAACGUGCUGCGCCCGGCGCCCUUAAGUGGCAUCCAGGAAAGGUCUCUUAACUUCAUCAAGCGAUGCGAGGCCUCUGUGGGCAAUAGCCAUGACAUUUUUAUGAGCCUGCACUCAUACGCCUGCGAUUGCGUCACACAUCACCUAUUCCAUCCGUACGGCACAAACUGCCUCCAAGACACCGCGGACGAGGAGAUGAUGCACCAGGUCGCCGCCGACGACAGCCUGCAGAACCGUCUCAUUCAGCACUACAGCCCUGCCCUGCACAAGGCUUUAUCUGGGGUGCUGUACGCCUUUGCCAAGCCUCGUGAGACGCCUCUCGCGGACAACUUUGUGAUGGAGUCGAGCAGGCAGCCCGACCCGGCGCCGUUCACCCUGCUGAGCCGUCUGCACGAGAAGUCGAGCGACUUGGACCAGACCGACAAGGCGGGAGAGAAUCUGGAUCACAUGGCGGCCGGCAUCGAUACCACGGGCGACGGGUUGUGUUUUCUCAUGUGGGAGCUCUCGCAGCCCAGGUCCAUGCAAUUCCAGGAGAAAUUGCAGCGGGAACUGCGGGAGAACCCCGGGGUCUCGUUUGAUAAGCUGCCAUUCCUGGAUGCUGUAGUGCAGGAGGGGCUCAGAGUCUUCCCCGCCAUCCCCAUGUCCCUUCCCCGGUAUGUGCCCCAGGGUGGUCGCACAAUUGACGGGCACUUCAUCCCGGAGAAGGCCAUCGUGAGCUGCCAGGCGUACUCGGUUCAUCGGAUCAACAGCGACGUCUUUCCCCGGCCAGAGUUGUUUGAUCCUGGCCGAUGGAUGGGGCCGGCGGGGGAUGCGGAGAGGAAACGAUUGAUGUUUGCAUUUGCCAACGGUGGCCGGGGUUGCGUAGGAAAGCACCUGGCACUGGCCGAGAUGAAAAUUCUCCUGUCGGACAUUUAUUCUCGUUACACGACACUUCCUGAGACAUCCAUGACGGCCGAAUCGAUGGCCAUGUCUGACCAGCUCAUCUCGUCACGACCCCUGGGCCAGAGGUGUUUGCUGCAGUUUGUUCCUAUUGCCGAGAAACGAGAGUGA
Molecule: messenger RNA, 1407 nt
Organism: Colletotrichum chrysophilum
Lineage: Eukaryota; Fungi; Ascomycota; Sordariomycetes; Glomerellales; Glomerellaceae
Exons: 4
Coding region: 1-1407 (468 amino acids)
Molecular function (GO): oxidoreductase activity, acting on paired donors, with incorporation or reduction of molecular oxygen; heme binding; iron ion binding
Source: RefSeq, a predicted model, not a curated record